UCGGAUCCCAAAUUUCAAACCCCCUAAAACCCCCCCCAUUUAGGGUUUGAUCUUCCAAACACAUACUCUCAAGACAAUGUAUGGAAGCCAAUUCGACGGCAGCGCUGCCUUCUCCGGCGGUGGAUUCAUGCCCUCUCAGGCCACCCAGGCCCCUGAUUCCUCUUUCUCUCCCUCCAAGAAUCGCGAUAUCCAGUCCUUACUUCCACUGACUGUGAAGCAGAUAAACGAGGCUUUCUUGUCGAGCGAAGAUAAAUCUAAUUUUACUAUUGACGGUGUUGAUGUGAACAAUGUUACUCUAGUUGGAAUGGUAUGCAACAGAACUGGAAGAGUUACUGAUGUUACUUUUAUACUUGACGAUGGGACUGGAAGGGUUGAGUGUAACAAAUGGGUUCAAGAAUCUGUAGACUCAAAUGAAGUGGAGGGAAUUUUGGAUGGAAUGUAUGUUCGGGUGCAUGGACAUUUGAAAGGUUUUCUAGGAAAGCGGAGCUUAAAUGUUUUCUCUAUAAGGCCUGUCAGUGACUUUAAUGAGAUUGCAAGCCAUUUCAUUGAUUGCAUAUACGUCCAUAUUUAUAAUACCAGGUUACGGAAACCUCAAGGUGGUGUUACCACACAGCCACAGAUAGCAAAUUCAAGUAGUACACCUUUGAAAGGGUACCAAGCUGCCCCACCAAACCAAUUUUCUGGUCAACAUAAUGUUGAUGGACAGAAGAGCAUUGAACAAAUGGUCUUAGAUUUCUUGCAGCUGCCUUCAUCCAAUGUAGAUGAAAAGGGGGUGCACUGUAACGUUAUUGCCCAUCAAUUAAGAGUUUCAGCGGAUAAGCUCAUGUUGGCUAUUCAAAAUCUUGUAGAGGAAGGUUUGAUUUACUCUACAACUGAUGACUUUCACUUUAAGUCAACCAUCAAUGGUUGACUUCUCCAAUGUACAAAUUACAGCAAACUAGGUCCAGGACGUCUUUAGCCUCUGGUUUAUUUUGCAUUGUCACAGCGUGAUAGCCUUUCUGCAUGUGGGAGACAUUGGAUAGAGUAUUCUAAUAGCCAUGUGUCGUUCGUUUUAGCAAAUUCUGAGUUUUUUCAUGAAUGUCACCUAUCUUUGUUGUUUUUA
Molecule: messenger RNA, 1102 nt
Organism: Juglans microcarpa x Juglans regia
Lineage: Eukaryota; Viridiplantae; Streptophyta; Magnoliopsida; Fagales; Juglandaceae
Product: replication protein A 32 kDa subunit B
Exons: 10
Coding region: 77-910 (277 amino acids)
Biological process (GO): double-strand break repair via homologous recombination; DNA replication; nucleotide-excision repair
Cellular component (GO): DNA replication factor A complex; nucleus; site of double-strand break
Molecular function (GO): DNA binding
Source: RefSeq, a predicted model, not a curated record